Medicago truncatula (barrel medic) is the source of this 423-nucleotide messenger RNA. RefSeq names its product agamous-like MADS-box protein AGL80. The record is from RefSeq and is a predicted model, not a curated record. Gene Ontology annotation, molecular function: protein dimerization activity; DNA binding. The transcript is spliced from 2 exons. NCBI's taxonomy places the organism in Eukaryota, Viridiplantae, Streptophyta, Magnoliopsida, Fabales, Fabaceae. Bases 1 to 423 code for a protein of 140 amino acids.
AUGACUAGGAAGAAGGUAAAACUUGCUUUUAUCUCUAAUGAUUCGGCAAGAAAGGCAACCUACAAUAAAAGAGAAAAGGCAUGUGCUAUAAUUUCCAAUCCUUUUAGUUCCAAAACAGAAGUGUGGCCAGAUCUAGAGAGGGCCAGACAGGUGAUUGAGAGGUACCAGAACUCAUCAGUGAAAGAUGAAACAAAGAAUGUGAACCAAGAGAGUUUCCUAUUGCAGAGGAUUACUAAAGCCAGAGAGCAACUUCAAAAGCAAAGUCAUGACAGUCGUGAGAAGGAGAUGAACAAUCUUAUGAUUGGGUACAUGAAAAAUAGAAAGCUACCAGAUGAAUUGUGUGUUUCUGAAUUGAAAGAAUUUAAUAAGCUUAUUGAGAAAAUUCCGAAGAACAUGGAUAAUAAGAUUGAUGCACUCGGUUGA